This is a messenger RNA of Sparassis crispa, 849 nucleotides long. RefSeq names its product Protein NIF3 homolog. The transcript is spliced from 6 exons. The coding region runs from base 1 to 849 and encodes 282 amino acids. Gene Ontology annotation, cellular component: cytoplasm; mitochondrion. NCBI's taxonomy places the organism in Eukaryota, Fungi, Basidiomycota, Agaricomycetes, Polyporales, Sparassidaceae. The record is from RefSeq and is a predicted model, not a curated record.
AUGUCGGUCGUAAAACAUAUCUGCAGAGCCCUUGAGCGCGUAGCCCCCCUGCGCCUCGCAGAAAAAUGGGACAAUGUCGGCCUGCUGCUCGAGGCACCGCAGCAACGUCCAGAUGCACACGGCGUUCUUCUCACAAUCGACCUGACCACCGCUGUGGUGGACGAAGCCCUGUCUUCUGGCACGGCCUUCAUCGUCUCGUACCACCCGCCAAUAUUCAAGCCCCUCACCUCCAUCACGCUCUCCGAUCCUCUGCAGCAUUCUCUCCUGCGCUGUGCUGCGGCGGGAAUAUCCAUCUACACUCCUCAUACUGCCCUUGACUCUGUUACUGGUGGCAUCAACGACUGGCUCUGUCAGGUCGUUACAAACUGGACGACACCGAAAGAGGUAGAGUACAUCGGCGACGCGGACCCGGAAGGGGCUGGCGGCGUGGGACGUCUGAUUAAAUUCGACUCCAUUCCCAUGAAAGAGCUCGAACUGAGGAUCAAGCAGAAUCUAAAAUUGGAGCAAAUCCAAGCAGCAUAUACGUCCGCAUGGGACAUCACUAACGUCGAAUCUGUUGCAAUUUGUGCGGGCUCCGGCAGCUCCGUGCUGCUCGGCGUGGACGCAGAUGUAUACUUCACGGGGGAAAUGCCUCACCAUGAAGUACUCGCGGCGGUAGCGAGCGGACGCAAUGUCAUUCUUUGUGGCCACACAAAUACUGAGCGCGGAUACCUGCCGAUGCUCGCCGAGAAAAUAGCCGCAGAGCUGCAACUGGAGAUCCGUGAAGCAUCACCAGCGUUGCAGACGCCGCUGAGUAAGCUGCAGGUACGAGUGAGCGAGACUGAUCAUCACCCCCUGUGGUUUGUCUAG